Molecule: messenger RNA, 2842 nt
Organism: Phascolarctos cinereus (koala)
Lineage: Eukaryota; Metazoa; Chordata; Mammalia; Diprotodontia; Phascolarctidae
Gene: NR4A3
Product: nuclear receptor subfamily 4 group A member 3
Biological process (GO): cellular response to corticotropin-releasing hormone stimulus; regulation of transcription by RNA polymerase II
Cellular component (GO): nucleus; transcription regulator complex
Molecular function (GO): nuclear glucocorticoid receptor binding; RNA polymerase II cis-regulatory region sequence-specific DNA binding; nuclear receptor activity
Source: RefSeq, a predicted model, not a curated record
AUUCCAGGAGCUCUAUGGAGAGGCCGCUAGGGCUCCUGUGGCAUAAAUGACGUUCGGAGAGAGCAAGCGAGCGCGCAGCCGGGAGAGCAGUCUCCUGCCUCCCCCCAGCUUGCAGCACCUCUCCUUCUCACACAAACGCGCACACGCUGACAAAUACACACACUCAUCCCCAGAUACACACACACCUAGAACCACACACUUGCAUACACACUCCACUCUCUCCAACACGCUUACACACCUCUCCAACCGAGCUUUGCGGUGCACAGCCGCGCCGGCGAACCCCACCUCCGGCUCACAUUGUCACCCCGACAGGAGCAGCAGCAGCGGCAGCGGGAAUAACGGAGGCUACGGCAGCGGCAGCAGCGGCAGCAGCGGCGCGGCUGCAUUUUUCUCUGGGUUUAUUCCUUAUUCCCUGGCUCAGGAGCGGCAGGAGCCAGGGCGCCCGCUGAGCUCCUCUUCCUUGCUUUCCCAUGAGUUGGGAUUGCAGCAUCUCCUGCGAGCCCGCAGCCUCCGGGAGUUCCUCAGUUUGUACAAGUCAGCCCUUCCGGGACCUCGGCUACUACUCCCCCAUGAAGAUUUCGGGGCAGUCCUCUAUAAACUCGAUAUAAAGACGGAACCGCCACAGCAGCCAAAACCCAGUUCGGAAGAGCGCCGCCAGCCCAGCGCCAGCUCUCAGACUGGAACCACUGACGACCACAGCAGCUUCACAGCCGCCACCCCGCUGGACCCAACGCCCCCUCCUCAGCCUCUGUCUGUAGCCUCCUCUGGAGAGACCACCAGCCCCAUCAUUCAGCGCACAAGAUUCCCUCCAGAUAUGCCCUGCGUGCAAGCUCAAUAUAGUCCUUCGCCUCCUGGUUCUAGUUAUGCUGCGCAGACGUAUGCUUAUGGCUCAGAGUACACCUCGGAGAUCAUGAACCCCGACUACACCAAACUGAACAUGGACUUAAGCAGUACUGAAAUCACAGCCACAGCUACCACCUCCCUGCCCAGCUUCAGCACCUUCAUGGAGGGUUAUCCCGGGAGUUACGAAUGCAAGCCCUCUUGCCUGUACCAAAUGCAGCCGUCUGGUCCCCGGACCCCGGUCAAGAUGGAAGAUUCCCGGGGGCACAGUUAUCACCACCAUUCGUCCAUUCCGCCGCCUUCCUCCUCCUCAGAAGAGGAAGUGAUGCCCAGUACCUCUAUGUACUUCAAGCAGUCUCCCCCUUCCACCCCAACCACGCCCAACUUCCCCACGCAGCAGACGUCCAUAUGGGACGAGACACACCAGCUGCAGGCCACCCAGACUUGCCUCCCAACAAGUCACUUGAUGGAUGCCUCAAUGAAAACCGUACCAGCUACCACCCGCUUCCCUCAGAUUCACUUCAAGCACUCGCCACCUCACCCUCCUACCCCCAUUCCAGUGGGAGGCCAUCACCUCUGCUAUGAUCCCCUCCAGCUAGGAGCCACAGACCGGGUUGCUGCAAGUGGCCAGCCAGCCCCCAUGGAGGGCCACCCUUUUGGGCUGUCAAUAGUCAAGAGGGCUGCCCCCUUGACUUUUCCCCAGCUGAGUCUGCCACCUACUGCUGCCGCCGCCUCAGCCGGGUCCAGCUUGCUAGGAGAGAGUACCAGCCUCCCAUCACCUCCCAGUAGGAGCUCCUCCUCCGGUGAGGGCACUUGUGCUGUGUGUGGGGACAACGCAGCGUGCCAACACUAUGGUGUGCGCACCUGCGAGGGCUGCAAGGGUUUCUUCAAGAGAACAGUACAGAAAAAUGCAAAAUACGUUUGCCUGGCAAAUAAAAAUUGUCCAGUAGACAAAAGACGUCGAAACCGAUGUCAGUACUGUAGAUUUCAGAAGUGUCUCAAUGUUGGCAUGGUUAAAGAAGUUGUCCGUACUGAUAGUCUGAAAGGAAGGAGAGGUCGGCUGCCUUCCAAACCAAAGAGCCCGUUACAGCAGGAACCUUCCCAGCCCUCUCCACCUCCUCCUCCAAUCAGUGUGAUGAAUGCCCUUGUGCGAGCAUUAACGGAUUCAACUCCCAGAGACCUGGAUUAUUCCAGAUACUGUUCCAGCGAUCAGGCUGCAGCGGGCACUGAUGCAGAACAUGUACAACAAUUCUAUAACCUCCUGACAGCCUCCAUAGAUGUAUCUAGAAGCUGGGCUGAAAAAAUUCCAGGAUUUACGGAUCUCCCUAAAGAAGAUCAGACUUUACUAAUAGAAUCUGCCUUUUUGGAGCUAUUUGUACUCAGACUUUCCAUCAGAUCUAACACAGCUGAAGAUAAGUUUGUAUUCUGCAAUGGACUUGUGCUUCAUAGACUUCAGUGCCUUCGUGGAUUUGGGGAAUGGCUCGACUCAAUUAAAGACUUUUCCUUAAACUUACAGAGCCUUAACCUCGACAUCCCCGCCUUAGCAUGCUUAUCAGCUCUCAGUAUGAUUACAGAAAGACAUGGGUUAAAAGAACCAAAGAAAGUGGAAGAGCUAUGCAAGAAGAUUACAAGUAGUUUGAAAGAUCAUUUGGCUUUUGGCUGCCAAACUAAAGGACAACCUCUUGAGCCUGCAGAACCUAAGGUACUGGGUGCCCUUGCUGAUUUACGUUCACUCUGCACACUGGGACUCCAACGCAUCUUUUACCUGAAACUGGAAGAUCUGGUUCCACCCCCUUCUAUCAUCGAUAGGCUGUUUCUGGACACUUUGCCCUUCUAAAUUUGGAAAUUAACCAAUGGAUCACUACUGCUUUUCUCAACAGAGAAGCAGAUUAUUAAUCACAGCUAGUAUUUCUGUCCUCGCUUAAGAGAAAAGCAGGUCCAGUGUUAAACAAGGACUUAGUUACUGGCACGGUUCCUCAAGACCUUAAGCCAGAAGACAUAA